Messenger RNA from Spathaspora passalidarum NRRL Y-27907, 936 nucleotides. RefSeq names its product Med4p (gene MED4). Gene Ontology annotation, biological process: regulation of transcription by RNA polymerase II. The transcript has a single exon. Gene Ontology annotation, molecular function: transcription coregulator activity. The record is from RefSeq and is a predicted model, not a curated record. Bases 1 to 936 code for a protein of 311 amino acids. Lineage: Eukaryota; Fungi; Ascomycota; Pichiomycetes; Serinales; Debaryomycetaceae. Gene Ontology annotation, cellular component: core mediator complex; mediator complex.
AUGUUACCCUAUAGAAAACAAGACAAUCAACUCAAGCCAAUCCCACGAAUAAGCUCGUCUCAGAGACUUAACCAACCACCUAUCCAGCCCAAUGGCACUCCACCACAACAAGCUCCUUCUACACCAUCAGCAUACGUGUCGUCGUCGUUGAACCCCAUAAGGAACCUCCCUACUACACAAGGCAAUAUCAAGAGCAAGAUACGGACCAAGGAAGACCUCCAGAAGUUUGAGAAAUUACCCAUAGUUGCCAAAGUAAAUGAAUUUGAAACGUUAUUGAAUGGCAUUGCUGAUGAUAUCUCCAAGUUCAAAGAUGUUGAAAUCCAGGAAAAGGUCAAACGGAUUAUCGAAGUCAAUGACAUUCUCAAGUCAAACAUUGAAGAUUUGAACAAACAUCGUGAUUUCAGUUACCAAGUUGAUCAAUUAAGUAACGAGAAUAAACAAUUGGAAGAACGAGCAAAGGGGAUACUUCGGGAAUUGAUUUUUUAUAGAAAUGAAUUAAAGAGUUUACCAAGAUUACCCAAGAAUGAAGUCACCCCAGCAAGUGAAGUUGAAGUACAGGAAAUCUUAAAGUAUGCCAUGAAAUUGGCAAAAUUCACGAAGGCACCUCCAGCCAUGGCCAAUAUGCCAUUUCAAAUUCAUCCAAAUAAUUACAUUUGGCCUGCAGAAGAUGCAUUAAGAAGAGGUAUGCUUGCUAUGAGUUCUUUACAAGGGGAUGAAAUUAUAAAACAGGAGUUGGGUGGAGAAGAAGAAGAAGAAGAAGUAAAGAAAGAAACUGUGGAUGAAGUUAUGAAAGAAGAAACAAUUCCAAAACAAGAACAGGAGGAAAUUAUUCCACGCAGAGGUUCAUUUGGAUAUGGAACAACCACUAAAAAGAAAGAAGAACAGACUGAUCUUAAUUUAGAUUUGUUUGAUCCUGAUGAUGAAUAUUCUGAUUAG